AUGCUCAUACAGAAAUGUUUUACGCUAGUACCCACGGAAGAUAAAAAUUUAGAAAGUCUAGUAAACGAGUUAGCUGAAUCCAAAAAGAGCAUUAGGAAAAUACAGAAUUGUGGGACACAAGAAAAGAGUGGUGAUGAUUCAUUUUACAAAGAUGAUAUUCAUAAAAUAAAAAAAACAACAGCUGUUAAAAUCUUUAGUGAAGAUUUAUAUGAUAAAGAUAAUGAAUGCAAUAUAAAAGAUAACAAACAGGACAUAAAUGCUGAAGCGCCUAUAGCAAAACAUAAAAAUGAGAAUGCCUUUUGCUGUAAUGAAGUUUUUUAUGAUUACAACUUGAUCUUUCGUAAUAAUAAAUUAGGAUUGUCUAAUAUUAGAGAAAAUACCCUAUUUCAAAGAAUAUUUAAAAGUAUUGAAGAGGAAAAUAUAAAAAACAAAAAUGAAAAAUUAAGAAAAAAAAAUAAUAAAUUGAAAAGUAUAAAUGCUGAAUUAAAUAAUCAAAAAGAAUAUGGAAAAAGCAAAAAUUUUAAUGAUGAAAAUGCAGACCAUUUAACAGAAUCAGUUAUUCAACUGAAAAAAGUUUUGAAUGAUAAAAGAAAAAUAGAUUCAUCUUUAAAAAUUAAUGAAAAUGUUUAUUCGAAGGACGUUCCAUUUUCUUCCAUUUCUGGUGAUAGUGAGAAAUUCCACAAAACGCCAAGUAUUUGUGAAUAUGAAAAAUUAAAAAAUUAUUUUCCGUUCAAUAAUCAAAACUACGAGGAGGAAUGGGAAAAAAAAAAAAAGAACCAAAUGGAUAUGGAGAAUAAGAAAGUAAAAGAAAAGGAAAAAAAGGAAAAGGCAACAGAAAAGGUAAAAGAGGACAACGUAGUCGAAAAGGUAAAAUACGACAAAGUAGUCGAAAAGGCAAGAAACGACAAUGUAAUAGAGAAGGUAAAAAAGGGAAAAGAACUAGAAAAGAGGACUGAACAGAAUUAUAGCAAUGGACAGGAUAAUGAACACUACAAAAGAGUACAUAAAAAUGAAGGUGCGCACGAAAACGGUUCAAAUAAAAGCCUUAAGCACAGAAAAAUACUUAGUAAAAGGGAGAAAAUAUUAUCCAAAAAGGGAGGUAUCAAUAGAAGCAGUAGUAAAACCAUCAGUAGAAGCACUAAUAGCAGUAAUAUAAAUCCAAAUAACGAUUAUUGCAUACACUCCUGCAGUAGUAAUUAUGGUGGAGAAAGCUGUACUUCUUGCAUAAAUUACAAUAGUGCUCCUAGAAACGUUAAAAUAAAUAAAGAAAUGGCAUACGAACGCGUGCAGAAAGACAAAGCAUACAGAAAGAGUCAUAAAGAUAAAACUACAAAAGAGAGAAAAUCAAAUUUAAAAAGAAAGAACGAAACUUUUACUCUUAGAAAUGAAUGCAACAAUAUUCCUACGGAUAACACGUUAAACAGUGUUACUUUUAAUAAAAAAAGGGAAACAAAAAAUAGUGUUAACAUAAUAAAGUCAUUAAGUAAUAAGUCGGAUAAUGGCGUUCUGCAUAAUUUUUAUAACUCAUCAAAUAAUAAAUUCCUGUUUUUAUUUUUAAAGAAAAAAAGAAAAAAAUUGAAUUUGCAACUGCUAGUGCAAGCAAAAUAUAAAGGAACAAAAAAUAUAGAAAAAUAUAUAAGAAUACCAAAAUAUACAUUAUAUAGAAAUAAUAAAAUCAUAAGAAAUAGUAUGCGUAAUAUAUACCUUAAUAAAGUAAAAAAGCAACGCAAUAAGUCUUCACAGAAUAAAUUUGUUAAAUACAGCAUGCAUUCUAGUUCAGCAAAUUUUAAGGACGGGAAUAUUUCAGGCGAACAGGUGCGUAUCAUUCGUUCUAUGUUAAAGGAUUUUCAUACCCAUGAUUCUAAUAAUUAUGACGAACAUUAUGACAAUCAUUAUGCUAAUAAUUAUGAUAGUAAUUAUCGUAAUAAUUACAAUAUUAAGUACACUAAAGGUAACAGCGAUAAUAACAAACGUAACGGAAGCUAUUAUCACAAUGAUGAUUGCAUCAACAGAGAUAACAUUAACUCGAACAUCACAUACAGAAACAGAAACAGAAACAAAAACAGCAGCAGGAAUAAUCAGGACACUGAAAAGAGUACCCUAUAUACAGGUAAAGGUCAAAAUGAUUUUAUGCACAAUAACAAUACAAAUGUGAACCGACUGGCGAAAAAAGACGAUUUGGAUGAAAAAUUAUGUAAAAAGAAAGUUGACAAAAAUAUGCUUAAAAAUAAAGGAAAUAAUGGAGAUGAAAAAAUGGGGAAUUUACUGGAUGAACUUGAAACAUAUAUGAACUUAUGUCCUACCGGAUGCAAAGGGGCAAGUAAAGCAAACGGUGAACAAACAGGUACAGACUGUAAAGAAGCAGGUAAACAAAUACAUGACAGAAAUAUUUUUCACUUGAAUAACGAUACUCACACGGACAGUAGGGAUAGCGUUAAAUUCCUCAGAUGGGAUAACAAGCAGAAGGAAAUUAAGGAGAAGAAAGAAUUGAUGAUGAAUAUGCUAUCAUUUUAUAAUAAAUAUAAACAUAAACUGAAAUUUAUGUUGCUUGAGGAGUAUCAUUAUUUAAAGUACAUGAGAAGUUGUAUUAAUAAAAAUAUUUAUAAUACGUUUAAAAAUAAAGAUAUGUCUGAAGGAAACCAUAUUAAGGACAAGUUUAAAAUGGAUAUAACUCUAAUAAAUGAACUUUUAUAUCAACUUAAUAGAAGUUGUGUAUCUCACAAAAGUGAAUUACAUAAUUCAGAUGAUGAAGAUGGUAGUUUUUUUUUGUUUUCUCAUGAUUGUGAUAGUAAUAACGUGAAAAAUAAAAAAAAUUUAAUUAUUGACUUAUAUUCUAAUCACAUAGAUUUUAUAGAUGUCUACAUUCAAACAGAGAAAAGAAUAAAAAGAAUAGAAAAAUAUUUAAAUGUCGUUGAAACAAAUUAUGUAGAAAAGAGAAACAACAUAUUGGGAACAAAUGAAGACGUUCCAAUGAAAAGCAAAUCUGGAGAUUUUACUGAAAAACAGUACAAAAACGAUAAUAAAGAAAACAGUGCAAAAAAGGAAGGCUGUCCGUUUUAUUAUAUAGACCAAACCAACUUACAAGUUGGAGGGGAGGAAAUUGGAAUAAAAAAUAUGGAAAAAAUUAGUGAAGCGAAGGAAGUAGAGAAUAAAGAGCAUGUUUAUAAUAUGUCAAAAUUGAUAAAUUGUACAGAAAAAGAAAAAGGAAUUACUUCUUCUACCUCAAAAAAGAUACGGGUAAAAGUGAAAAGAAACAAUAACUUUAGGAAUUCCUAUUUAAGGGAAAAUUAUUUUAGAAAUGACUGUAAACCCUUGCUCGUUGUGAAGCUGUCUAAAUACUUCUUGUGCUAUACAGCAAAUAUGGGCAUAAAACAUAAAAGAAAUUCUGAUAAUUUGUUAUAUAACUUAAAAAAAUAUGCUGCGCAUUAUAUUCCUUCUUCUGAUAAAAAAAAUAGAUACAUUAAAAAGUACUUUCGUUACUUUUCCUAUAAAAAAGGUUUAUUUCUAUUUGAAAAGAAUAAGUACCUUUAUAGUAUUUUAUCUGGCAAUAAAAAAAGGGACUUUAUUUCUAAAAAAUUUGGAAACGCCUCAGAACUGGUUAACAAUAGGCUUAGUUAUGAACGUGUGCAUAAAUUAGAUCAAAGGAAAAACAUAAAAAGCUUAAAAUCUGUAAGUGAUAAUAUCAAUGCAAGAAUUAAUAAUUGUUUCCUUCAGAACACGGAGUAUGAUAGGGAUAAUACAAUGGAAAAACUUUCCCACUGUAAUAUUGAAAAGAACAUUAACCAUUUUCCUACCAUGAACAAAGGUUACAACAUUAGUUAUAUCAAUAGCAAUAUAAUUCGAAGAAGUGCAUCUCCCAUUGGUGAAAGAACAAGUGGUGAUGAUAUCGCAAGUUUUAAUGGAAAAGAAAGAGAUAAUAAAAGCGAAAAUUUUAUUGCUAACAAUGAGAAUGUCAAUUUUGUAUCUUCAAAUAUAAGCACAAACAAGAAAAGUUAUAUCGAUUUAUUAUAUAGCAAAAUGAGUAGGAAAAACUGCACUUCAGGAGAGAGAAUAAAGAAAGAAUUUAUGAAAAAUAAAGAAGCUAACUCGAAUAUUCCAAAUAAUAUAGACAAAAAAAUGGAAUAUACUAAAAAUGAAAUUUAUGAUAAUAAAAAUGAUGAUAAUAUUAUGGAUAAAAGUUUAAAUAAUGUAAAUUCUUAUCUGAGUAGUUCGAAGUUACUAAAGGGAAAUAUUAAAUAUGAAAAUUUACAUCGUAAUAAUAAAGAAGGAAAAACAUUUGAGAAUUCAUGUGAUUUAAUAAAGUCAUUAGAUCUUAAAAAUAAUCAUGUGGUGGCAGAUAAUAAUAUAUAUCAGACGAAUAAUAAAUUUAGAGCUCAAGAUCGUAAGGUAAAUAAUAACUUAGAUAUCUUACAAAAUGACGCGAAUUUUUCCCAACCAUUUAAGAAUGAAUACUUCAUAAAUUCAUCCAAUUUGGCGCAGACUAAUAAAAAUAGUAACAGUAAUAAUAACGAUAAUAGCAACGAUAAUAGCAACGACAGUAGUAACGAUAAUAAUAAUUAUAAUGAUAAUAAUAACGACAAUAGUAAUGAUAAUAAUAAUCAUAAUUAUUUUAAAUUUUCUGAUAAAAAUACAAACAAAUGCGACACGUCUAACAGUUUAAAACUACUAAAACAGUUAGACUAUAAAUAUGCAAGUAGAAAAAAUAAGUGUAAAAAGGGAAAUGCAGGAUUUAAUGCAGCACGUAAUGGAGAAUAUAAUGCAGCACGUAAUGGAGAAUAUAAUGCAGCAUGUAAUGGAGAAUAUAAUGCAGCAUGUAAUGGAGAAUAUAAUGCAGCACGUAAUGGAGAAUAUAAUGCAGCACGUAAUGGAGAAUAUAAUGCAGCACGUAAUGGAGAAUAUAAUGCAGCACGUAAUGGAGAAUAUAAUGCAGCACGUAAUGGAGAACAUAAUGAAGCACGCAAUGGAGAAAGCAUUACAUCAUUGAAUGGCGAAGAUAAUGCAGCACAAAAUGAAUACUUCUUUAUUCUUCAUGAAAAUAACUAUAAUACAAUUAACCAUGUUGAUAGAAGCAAAAAUAGAUAUGAAUUAAAUUGCUCAUAUGAAAAAAUUGUCAAUACUCUUUGUAAUAGUGGAUCGAGAUUGCUACGAAGUAAUAGUUAUAAUGAUAUGCACACAAUACUUAUGUCGAAAUUCGACAAAAGUUUACAAGUGGAUAAAGUAAAAGAAGAUAUAGAAAUAAAAAAAAAUGCAUCAAAAUUAUACAUGGACAGUUUUAAUGAAAAGUACCAACAAAAAAAAAAUAUAUCAAGGCGUUAUUCAAGGGAUAUAAAAAGAAAUAGAAAUUUAUCUAUUACAUUCACCCAAUUAGAGAACGAGGUGCGUGCUACAAAUAAGGAUGUAAUUCCUCAUCACAUGAAUAAUGAUGUAAAUGAAACUAAACGUGAAAAAUUUACCAAAUUUGUUCACAAAAAAUUCCAUGCGAAUGAGCUGACUAACAUUUCAAAAGAUAGUGCUGGGAAAAGGGGAAAAUACGAUAUAAACAUAUGCAACAGCAGUCGUAGAAGCAGUAAAAAUAACAGUCAUAAUAAUAGUAGAAGUAGAAAUAGCAGUAAGGAGGGUAGGAAAAAUCAAAGUAACAAUCCAGGGAGAAACAGAACUAAAUUGAAGAAAAAGAGCACAAACGGGAUAUCUCCCUUUAAUGGUGAUAAGAACGAAAAAAGUGCAUCUCCCUUUAAUGGUGAUAAGAACGAAAAAAGUGCAUCUUUCUUUAAUGGUGGCAAAAAUGAAAAAAAUAUAUCAUAUUUCAAUGAUGUCAAAAGCGAGGGAGACACAGCAAAAUAUAUGAAUAUAUUUGGUAAAGACGUAAAGGAAUAUCCUUCAGAUAAGAAAUUCCAGGUCUAUGGCGCACAAAAUGAAGUAAAAGCGCAAUGCAUUCAAAGAAGCAAAAACAACAUGGUACGAAUAAAGGAAAAGACAUUUCGUGAUGAGAACUGUUCCCAUUUAAAGAUUAAUAAUAAUGAAUUAACAUCUCUUGACCUAUUAAACUGUAAUUAUAAAGAACUAUAUAAUAAUUGUGUAAAUUUAAAUUUUAUAAAAAAUGAAAAUUAUAAUAAUAACCAAGGUGAUCAGAUUAGCACUUCAGACACUAUAAUUAAUGAAGGAAAUAAUAAUUUGCAUAAUAAUUCAGUUAAAAAGAGAAGCGAAAAUAAUUUUUUUAUAGAACAAAAUGAUAAACUAAAAAAGUGUGAUUUAACACCAAAAAAAUACAUAAAUUCUAUUAAUUCCUUAAGCGAAAUUAAGAAAAAAAAUGAUUUUAAUGCUAUAACUAAUAUAGUGAACAAUGAAAAAAAGAUAGAAUGCAUUAUGUAUAGACACACAAAAGAAACAAUACCGAGGAAUGGCAUUGCGUAUUAUAAUGAUAAUGAUGACGAUGAUGAUAAUAGUGUUGAUAGUGAUGGUGAUAGUAACGAUUGCUUUAACAAUGAGAAACAUGGGAAACUCCUCAUAAACGAAUUGGUCAAAAAAGAAACAGACUUCAAUUUCUUGGAAAAGUGCUCCGAGAAUAGUCGCACACAUAACAGUGAUAACGAAACAAUAAAUAAGUCUAAUGAAAAUUUAUAUAAUAGUUUCUACAACUCUAAUAAUAACUUAUCACAAGGUUUUCAUUUUAUGCAUGAAAAUUAUAUAACAAAUGAAAAGGACAAUUUUUAUAGAUCACCUAAAAAUAUUAUUAAUACCAAAAAGCUAGAUCAAAUUAUUGAGAAAAUACGCAGAUGGAAUAAACGCAUAGUAAAUAAUAACAAUUAUGUACAGUGCAUGUUUUGUGAUAAAUAUCUAUUUAAGUUAAAAAGCUAUAAGGGUGAUGAAUAUAGUUAUGAUGAUGAUAACUAUGGUGAUGAUAGCUAUGUUUAUGAUAUUUUUAAUACUUCAGAAAACGAUAAUAUGAAGAAAGAAAUAUAUACAUGUGCCAUUUGCAAACAUAAAAUAAAAGUGUUGAAUAAAUACAACUAUCACAAUAUAACACCAAAAAAUGAUGUAGAUAUAAAAAGAGAAUGUUUUGAAGAUCAACUAGAAGAAAGUAAAGAACGUAUAUCUAAUAAUAAAGAGGAAAAAAUAAUUAAUUUACAAAGUAACCAAUUUGAUGAUUUAUCUUACGUUAAUUAUUCUACGGAUAAUUUAUUUACCAAGUCUAAUUUUAAAGAAGAAUCUAUAAAUAGUAAUAUUUUCUUUAAAAAUAUAAAGAAUAAUUCUAAAAAUGUAAAUAAAUGUUUUCAUUAUAAAAAUAGCAGUGAUCCUUUUAAAAACAAUAUUUAUGGUGACUUGGAGAAUUGCGAACACUGUGAUAAUUUGGAUAAUGUGAAAUUUUUAAUUUCAAAUAGAAAAUUAUGUAGUUUUGAUAAUUCAAGUAUUAAAUCAUUUUUAUUUGAUUUCAAAAAUGCCUAUACUAGUAACUACAGUGAUGUCAGCAAAAUAUCAACCAUGAGUAAAGGAAGUAUAUUAAAUGAAAAGGAAGAGAAUAACCAAAAAUUUCAUAACAUUCGUUAUCCGUAUUGUAUUAAGGCGAACACUGGAACAAAUUCAGAUAAUAGGAAGAAAAAUUUUGCUUACUUCAUUAAUGCAACUGAAUUUAAAAAUAAGUCUUGUAGCAAUGAAAAUGUUGCUUGCAAUAGUAGCACUAACUUUUUUUUAAGAACAAUAAAUAAAAAUUUUUCCUAUGAUAUUAACAUGUUAAGAGUUCGCAAUAUGAACAACAUUCCCUUUUUUAUAAAAAAGAAUAAUAAAAAUUGGAAUUCUUAUAAUUAUUAUAAAACUCCUACCCUAAAUGAUACUAUUAAUACAUAUGGAACAAAUAUAUUUUAUGAUAAAACUAAUACUAACGAACAGAACAAAAUUAAUAUAGAAAAAAUGGGAAAAAUGUUUUUUCAUAAUCAUCCUUUAAACAAAGAAACAGGAAAAAAACAGACAAAUGAAUAUCAUCAAAUUAGCACAACUAAUAUACGAACAUGUGAACAUACGUAUGAAACAAAUCCUCAAAUAAAGAACAAAAAUGACAACAUAGGAGAUAUUAAAAAGUUGAGUAAAAAUAACCAAAAGGAAAAUGUAAAUGGUGUUAUUAAAAGAAGCAAUAAUGUGGAAAAAAGGAAAAAAAGGAUACAGUUAGAAGAAGCUAACAAAAAAAAAUUGCAAGAAACAGAAAAGGAUAAGGAAAAAAAAAUAAGAAAAAAAAAUGAUUAUUUUACAAACCCAUCUAUAAACCUUUUUGAUUAUUUAAAUGAUGAAGAGGAGCCCAAUUAUGAUUGUGAACAAAGGAUAAACAUGUGUACAUCAAUCCGAAGUAAUUUGAAAAAUGUUAAGAAUAGCGAAGAGAGCCAUUUGUUUGCGAGAAAUAAUAUCCUACAGUUUCUAAACAAUAAUAAUGAUAUUCCCUCAAAGAAUAAAGAAAGCAAUGAAAUACUAAACGAAAAAGAUUAUUUCAUGAAUUCUUUACGAACAAGAGAAAAUAUAUGUAUGCCGCAAUAUUCAAGUGAUACAAAUACAUGUUUCAAAAGAUAUUUUUUAGAACCAAAUAAUGUAUUUACAUCCUACAGUGAGAACUAUUCCUCAAGCACGAAAUUUAUGGACGAACCUGCGUGUAAUAAAUUUAAAAGUAACAUUAUUUAA
Plasmodium malariae is the source of this 8661-nucleotide messenger RNA. Its product is annotated as conserved Plasmodium protein, unknown function. The transcript is spliced from 2 exons. The record is from RefSeq and is a predicted model, not a curated record. Bases 1 to 8661 code for a protein of 2886 amino acids. Lineage: Eukaryota; Apicomplexa; Aconoidasida; Haemosporida; Plasmodiidae.